CCCAGCUAACCACACUCCUCCUCCCCGUCUCCUGUGAAUCUCACAUGGAGGAAACCUCCGCCUCUCCCGGGGCUACUGCUGCUGCGGAGCGGCUCUUCCUUCUGUAGCCAGGCUGCUGAAGGACACCGCUGGACGGGAAGGAGCGUUCGCGGGGGGCCGGUAACGCCGAUCCCCGGAGCUCCUGCAGCAGCGUCUCCUCCCUUCAUGCUUCAUGCUGCGGACACACAUACAUGCACGGGAAUAUUCACCAUCUGCUUUCCUUGAUGCAUAAUUACAGCAGUGAGAGAAGCUGCAAGAGCCGAUUUAUUCCAGUGUGAGCUGCAGAGAGGAAGGAUGACUCGAAGAAGAGGACGAGGAGGAUUUCUCACCAUGUUCCUUUUCCUGAGCCUAAUAUGGACACAGCUGCUGAUCACAGGGUGCUGCACGUUGGAAUCAGCAGUCAUGCCUUCUGUGUACUAGCAGGGAAAUAUGACAACAUAAAGUCAUCAUCUGGUGAUCACGAGCUCCGUCUCUUCCCUUCUCGCCGCUCCAGUCGUCUUUCUCCCCCUCAUCAACACCAGAAUGACUUCCACCAGCGACACGAAGAGGACGGCCUUCCAGAGUCCCGCCCCCACCGCCUGCACCUCCACCUCCAUCGCCACCACCAUCAUCUUCAUCACCAGCACCCUGACAGGUUAGACAAAGCGAUGCCAGCCGACCCGCUCGAGUCUCGGUUUCGCCAGGAGUCCAGCGAGCAGCAGAGCCUCAACCUGCUGGCCCGACCACAUCACGAGGUGCAUCCGGAGCACGCGGUGGUGUCUGCACGCCAUCUGGUUACUGUGUACCUGGCUGUGGACGUGCGAAGGCUGAACGUCAGUCUUCUUCGUUGGUUUCGAGAGGGUGUAGCUGCGGCGCUCGGCGUUCCUGCGGGACGCGUGCACAUCAACCGCCUCAAUGAGAAGAAGAACGGCAUCGAGCUCUUCGUGUCCUCUGAUAGGCCGGGCGACUCGGAGCCCCGUCCCGCUGAAGAGGUCAUCCAGUCACUGAACGUGAGAGUCCUCCACCGACACUUGGGACACUUCGGCAUCACCGAGGUCUCCACCGAGAAAAACGUGCUGCAGGGCGAGCAGAGGGAUCAUGUGUGGAGCAGAGAAGGUUUCUACGCCGUUGUCCUCUUCUUCACAGUCUUCAUCAUCGUCAUCACCUGCUUGAUGGUUUUAUACCGACUGAAGGAGAAGGUUCAGGUUUCCGACAGACAGCUGAAAGCCCCACCCCCUGACCUGCACCUGACCCCAGCUGUCCUUCAAGACUCCGCCCAGAAGUCUAAGGGCACCAAGGUUUUGACGUCAGGAAGCAUGGUCCAAGCUGAGCUCCCUCCAACUGUUGCCACGCCCAUUCCCCUGCAGCAGCCAAUCAUAGCCUGCCGCCGCCUUGCUCCUCCUGUUGUCCCUCUACCAAGCCCCGCCCCUGUACCUGUCUUCAGCAGCAACGACCACACACCCCUCGUAAGCGUUGCUCCGGUGACAGCCAAUAACGAGCUUAAGCCCUGCCCCUCCCCUUUCAGGAUGAAACCUGCUGCAGGACUGCAAGAAAGACGAGGCUCGAAUGUCUCUCUCGUCUUGGACAUGUCGGCCCUCGGCUCUGUGGAGCCCCUGAAUGUGUCUGUGGUGACCCCCAGAGAAGCGGCGGCCAGAGAGUACCUGCUGUCCGCCGGUCGGCCGCUGACCCGACAGCAGCUCCGCGACAUCGUCAACAAUACUCACAAACUUCACGCAGAGUUUGCUGAAAUUCCCAUGAACUUCAUCGAUCCCAAAGAGCUGGAUAUUCCAAACCACGGGACCAAGAACAGAUAUAAGACCAUCCUGCCCAAUCCUCAUUCCAGAGUGAUCCUGAAGUCAAAGAGCUGCAACGACCUACUGAGCUCCUACAUCAACGCCAACUACAUACGGGGUUACCUCGGCGACGAGAGGGCGUUCAUCGCCACUCAGGGCCCGAUGGUGAACACGGUGAAUGACUUCUGGCAGAUGGCGUGGCAGGAGGAGUCGCCGGUCAUCGUCAUGAUCACCAAACUGAAGGAGAAGAACGAGAAAUGCGUCCUUUAUUGGCCAGAGAAACGAGGAAUCUACGGGAAGGUUGAGGUGUUGGUGAACAGCGUCAGAGAGUGUGAACACUACACUACACGAAGCCUCACUCUCAAGUGUGGGAAUCAAACCCGCGUCCUGCAGCAUUACUGGUACACGUCGUGGCCUGACCAUAAAACCCCUGACUCCACGAUGCCGCUGCUGCAGCUGAUGGCCGACGUCGAGGCGGACAGACGGUCAGCUGCAGCCAUGGGGCCGGUGAUCGUCCACUGCAGUGCUGGGAUUGGCCGGACUGGCUGCUUCAUCGCCACGACGAUAGGCUGUCGACAGCUGCAGCUGGAGGGAGUGGUCGACGUUCUGAGCAUCACCUGCCAGCUCAGAGCAGACAGAGGAGGUAUGAUCCAGACAGGUGAGCAGUACGAGUUUGUCCAUCACGCCUUGAGUCUCUAUGAGGCCCGCCUCUCUGCAGAAACUGGCCAAUGAGCUCUCACCACCACAGGAAGUGCUGACUUGAACCAGGUGUGGUCCUGACAAAGCUGACCGGUUUGAUCUUUGGGAUUCCUCGAGGAUUUCGGAGACCUUUGUGAAGGUUUUUUUCAAGUUUGCAAGACAACAGGGACAACCAGUGAAGUGGGCGGAGCCUGCUUAGCAGAAGAGGAAAGGUAAAACAGAAUGUGUCCGUUCUUCUUCUUCUGCUGUUUUCUUCUUCUUCAGAGGAACUUAAAUGACUCUUCUGUUGGAUCGUGUCAUUUUUUUUAAUAACCGGACCGUCGUAUUACCUCUUUUCUGUCAUGGACACGUAGAAAUAGCUGGACUCAAGUCGAUGGUACGUUGUUCAAUAACACUGUUGUGUUUCUGUGUCUUACAGGAUUUUGAAUUAUUUUAUAACGUGAUGUUCUUAUGAGAAACAGCCUCCUAAAAAUGACUGUUAGAUGGUUUAACGAGUGGUAAAAAUGUUUUUAUCACUACUGAACCAAACCUCGCCUCGCUCCUUUGUGACUUCAGUCCUCUGUAAGGUUAUCACGAUCUGGUUCCAGUAAUAAUUGAACCGUAUGAAUAUCCGAUUAAGACCACAGAAACAAAAACAGAAGUCUUAUAGGGUUUCUAACCAUCUAAAUUGCACAAAAACAUUGCUAACAUUGCAAUAUAACCUGCAAAGAGCCAUCUGAUUGGAAACAAGAGUGUUGAAGUGCACAUUUUUAAUAGAUACAACCAAAUGCAUCAUCUUUAUUCAAGGAAUAUAAUAAUAUGUGGCAAUGCAAUUAAAUAUGAGAGCAAAUAUGGACAAAAUAAAUGUAAAAAAUUUGAUAAAACCAUUCGAUGACACCAGUAUGCAGAAAAUGCAUGCAUACAGAUCACUGAAGUCACAAACGGAGCUUCCUCCAGCCAUCGUUCACAAGCUAAAAGCUAACAAACCAACGAUAACAAUAAAUAAGCUCCUGCUAAGCUCAUUUUUUAAAUAAAGCAAUCUGAUUAAAGCUAAUUUUUUUUACAUGUGAUAGUUAUGUGAUGCUUAAAUGCCUAUAAAGAGAUGCUAGCCUGCUGUAAAAGCUUAUAUUAGCACUAGAACGCUAUGUUGCUAAACCAAUCAAAUGUAGUGCUUCUAAUGGGUUAAAAUUCUUCCAUAAUUUUGUUUUAUAUAAUUCUUUGACAAAAAAAAAAUCAUAUAGAUACAACAGCAACAAAAAUGGAAGUCCUUCACAUCAGAUAUUGGUCGUAUUAAGUUUCAGUCACCAAAAAUUGCAGGCAAACUCUUAUGUCAAAUAAAUUGUCAGCAUUGUUUCAGCUCUGAAGCAUUGCCAAUAAAUAGAAAAGGGUUGUCACGACACUUUAAUUGGAUUUUAGUAAAAAUCACACCACAGCAAUCGAAAUAGAAGUCCUUGGCACCUACUACUGGGUGUUUAAUUCUUUUGAAUUAACAAAAAAUCGCAUGCAGACCCCUGCAAAGUGUUUAAAUUGCACAAAUAUAUGUGCAGCGUUUAUGACAAAACGAUGCCAGUGUAUUUGAGCAGUUUAAAUGAUGUGCAUGAUUUUGCUUGUAGUUUUUGAUGGGAAAGUUUCAGUACUAAUUCUCUUCUAAUACAGUGCAGGGAUUCUGGUUUGGGCAUUUGGAUAGUAAGUGGUAAUCCUUAAUGCUUGGUGGUCCAAAAAUUGAGGCUGAAGUAAGGCAUAGAUGUGGCAAGCAAGCCUGCCUGAGGGCACCAUAAAGUUGGAAAGAGGCUUGACUCAACCCCGGCUGUGCUCUGGAUUACCUUGCAUUUCCAGGAGUAUGGGGAAAUAAUCUGUUGUACUACCCAGGCGGGGAUAGCAGGGUUGCCAUGAGCCCUUGGUUGUGCUAUGGAUGUCCCAAAAGCCUGAAAUCUGCUGGCAGUCUCCAGGUGUAGCGCCAGGGGGGAAAAGGCCUGACAUCGAGCUCAACCUUGGCAAUACUCCACUUCAUAUAUUUUCAAAUUAUAUAUCAGUGUGUCCUUUAAAAGAAUUUAUAUGACUUGGUCAGAGCCACAGAAAUGAUGGGUGGGCUAUUGUUUGAAUAAGAGGCAAGUUAGUUCUGAGGACAGAUUGCUAAUGCAGAAUAUGGACAUUUGCACAUUCUAAAGUGGAGUUAGCUUGAUCUAAAUGCCUAAAACAGAUUAUGAACGCAAAAUAUGAACAGGCCCUUUGAUGCCAUCAAUCCCUGAAAAACAGAUUUUAUCUUUUAAAGCACCUGGUAAAUAAAAGACACCCAAAUAUCAGAUAUGUUGACAACCUUAGCUCUUAAACUGAAAUUUUUUCUCCACCAGAAAUAAAAUGUUCAAAUCCUGCAGCCCCAACAAGGUUUGAGGGGGAUUAUUGGAGCUGUUGUUUUUUGAAUGCCAAGGCAUCUAUCUUUUGUUAAAAUUAUGAAAAUAAAGGUUGUCCAACUUUUACAUCAGGAUCUUGUACUAGGGAAAUAAAUAAAUAUUGAUACCUGUUAUGACACAUAGAAGGUCCUGGACUCAAUGUUUGGAAUUUCCUGUAUUUAAUCAGCAAAUACUGCAGAAAGAGCUGCUUGUUAUCUAAUUUGCACAAAACACUGGCAAUGUUGCCGUACAGAAUCCUAAAUCUCAUGAACAAGAAGUAGUUUUUGUCCAAUUUUGGGUACUUUAGAUAAUAUAAAUAGUCAUUGAGAUUCUAUUAUUUAAAAAAAAAAAGGCAUCAAAAAUGUUGACCUCAAAGAAUUUAUCAAUAAAAGAAUAACUGGAAGCCUUUUGGCUCAAAUAUGGCGUAGCACUUUGCCAGGUUCUUUUAGUCUGCACCUUAUAAAGCUAAUAUCACUGAAAUACCUGUACAUCUUAGUAAAGUUGAUUUUUUUCAACAAUGAUAAUCCUAAAAUGAAAAUUCUAUGUUAUAUUUUGUGCUGCUUUGUCUCUUCUCUGUAUAAAUAAAUCAAUUAUAAUGUUUUUUUGUUUUCGCUUAGACAAUUUCCCCCGUUGUAAAAUAAUGUUGCUUUAUACCAAAAAUGUGAAAUAAUUUCUGUCAUAACGGUGCAGUCAUCUCAUCGUUGUGCUGGUGUAAAUGAUGUUAUCAAGUGGGUCUGAUAUAUCAGUGUAUUAAAGUAAUAAUAACUUUAUUUUUAUACCGUUUUUACAUGUUUUUGAUGUGUUUAGCAGCUUUUGUCGACUAGCAUGGACGCUUCCUUAGUGACGCCUCAUGAUCUUUAAAUCAUCAACAUGACAGGAGCUGGAAUAAAAGUGUCUUUGUUUCUUAAUUGAGACCAAAAAUUCAACUUUCAAGAAUCUGACACCCAUUAUCUGAACGGUGGGGCAAUAAUGUAGAAUGGGGAAAAUGUGAUGUCCAUUAAUGAAUGGGGGGCACAGUGAAUAAAUAUAAUUCUAAUGCAUUAACGAAGAUGUUGCUUUUGAUAAGACUUACUCCUGUCCUGCUUCACUGAAAAGGGUUAGGGCUGUCAAGAUUAAUUGGACCAAUUGCAAUUAAUUAAGGUCUACAAUUAGUGCAAUAUAUUUCUUAAUUAUGCCUAGCCACAUGCUUUAUUGCAGUUUUCCAGAAGGUCUGGCUGCAGACCACCACUAAGAGAUGCUGCCACAUUCAUGAAACACUGCAAACAUUACAGACUUAAAUGUUAUUCGCACAGGAUUGGUAUUACCUGUAGACCUCUGUAAGUGCUGAAAUAUGGCCGGUAAUUUGCCCUGGAAUUUUUAUUUUGCAAAUUACAGAUAAGCGUUGAUGUCUUGUGUGGUUAUUACAAAUUACCAGAGGUCCCUGGGUAAUUCUAAUCCCAUGCGAAUAAAGCAUAAGCAGAAUUUCAUACAUAAAAAUGGCGGAGGAAUGGCCAGAAGUCUAAUUCUGGCUUGAAAUCUGUAUAGAACCACUGUAGAAGUAGUCAGGAGAAUAGUGGCUCACAUUAGCUCUGUUAAAUUUAGCUAAAGCUAGCAUAGCUAUGCUAGCUACAUAAUUAACGUAUCUGCAUAGGCCAAUGUAGCGAUGUUAGCUUAUACUUUAGCAAUGUGAGAUUUAGCAAGUGUAGCUAAUGCUAAGGUAGCUAAGCUAGCUUUGGCAAACAUAGCAUAUGUUCACAUAGCUAACAUGGCUUCACUUUAACUUUAGCUGCAAAGCUACAUAGCUAUUUUAUGUGGAUGA
Molecule: messenger RNA, 6677 nt
Organism: Cheilinus undulatus (humphead wrasse)
Lineage: Eukaryota; Metazoa; Chordata; Actinopteri; Labriformes; Labridae
Gene: ptprr
Product: protein tyrosine phosphatase receptor type R
Exons: 17
Coding region: 393-2543 (716 amino acids)
Biological process (GO): protein dephosphorylation
Molecular function (GO): protein tyrosine phosphatase activity
Source: RefSeq, a predicted model, not a curated record